AUGGCCCAACCUGCGGCUACACCUCCCCCCUCGCAGGGACUGAGGAUCUCGUUGAACCUCAAGCCCUUACUGAGCCUUCCUAGACGGCUACUUCAGAGAAUACGGGAGGUGGACGGAAUGCUCGAUCAACAAGCCAUGGCACAUCAUAGAGAACGUACCAUGCAAUCCAGCACUCUGGGUGGUAUAUCCAACGAGGGCCAAGGUCCGCCGCCACCCGGCGUCAUGACGCCUAUGCCAGGCCCAUGGGGCUUCUUCGCUUCGGGGUACGCCGUAGUGCUGUUUGCUAUGGCUAUUUUACUCAAUCGCAUAGCUCACAUAGUGGUACCAUCCCGCCACAAUCCUCGGCUCUCUGCACACCAACGUCGUCAACUCUCCUUCUUUCGAUCACUUUGGGCCACACUCUUCCCUAUGGACCUUUCCUCCACCGCAGCUCGUACUGUGCUCCGCAUCCCCUCCUUGUACUUUGUUAUGAGAUCACUUGGAAUAUGGAUUCUUGUCCUGUUGCAUGCCAGUGACAACUUCCCUACGUGGGAGUGGGCGCGAGAACUCGAACAUAUCGCGGCUCACGUAGAGAUGGAGCACUUAUGCUGGUCAACAUUUUUGUCCGUCUGUGGUGCGCUAUCGGUCGGUGCAUUGACACGCGGCCUCGAAGGUGGCUCGACAGCGAAUGCUGCUCCAUUCAAUCUGUUCGGCUAUGCGUUCCUCCUUCACAUAUACUCUGCCCCAAUGACCCACACUGUCAAAGAGGAAGGCUUACCAUCGCGCCCCGACGUGCAUGUCUUAUUCGUGAUCAUGCUACCCUUACUCCAGUUGGCUCUUCUGCACGCGAUAGGUGUCAACAAGCGAUGGGCGUCACAACGCCUCAUCCCUACAGCAUUCUGCUCUCUACUCUCUCUUGUCCACUUCCACGCUGUCGUCUGGCGUGACCCUUCUCGCUAUCCGUUACUCAAUUAUAUGUCAUGCGUCUUCGAAACUUUACUUCUGGCAGUCAUCCUCAUCACAUUCUCUCUCAACGCCUUCACGCAACUCGCUACGGAGGGUGGUGUCUCCCGCCUACUGUUCGGUCAUGCCGACGCCCUGAUGCCACGUCCGGACGAAGACUUCUCCGUGGUACUCUUGCGGCUUGGUACUGCCAGCCUCGAGGCCACCAGCGUUGCCGGUCUCGGGAACGAGGUCGGCUCCGUACCCCUGGCCGCUCCGCAAUCGGACACCUCUCGGCAUUUCGGAGAGCUGGAGAUGAACAGCGCCGGCGUGACCUCGCUGACGCAUGCUGUGGAUGGAAAGAAGAGGCAGGACGGCUUUUCGAACGAAAUCCGGAACGUGAAGGUUGGAUCGACAAAGCAGGAUCAAACAUGGGGUAUCUGGCCAAACCACCGAGAGCUAAUGCGGUUUGGGGAAGCCUUCUUGAACGCCAUUCGAAGCGUCGCGCUCAUGGCAUGGCGCCUCAUCCGGCUUCGACCGGUGUUCGCACCUCGCGCUCCGCAAGCCGAAUGUCCUCCGCCUCCACAGGAUCCUCGAGGACCCACUUCCUCCCGCGCUCUAACACCGUCGCGGGACGAAGUGGAUACGAAUCACGACUUGUAUCGUCGCUUUCUGUCAGGGGAGACUGUCAGUGACGACGAAGAGGACUUCCACCCUCGGUCCACCUCGGCGGUGCCAGACUCAGAAGACGAGGAAUCGGAUACACCCGACAGUCCUGUCGAAGAGGAUACCGAGCAUCUGGCUGCAACAGCUUUGUCCGAUGCAUCUGCUUCACUGUUACUGGCGCACAUGUCUAGUCCAAACUCUGCCUUGACCCGUCGGCGCUAUAGCCGAGUACAGGCCGGCGAAGAACAGGAACAGCCGACGGUUGAUGCCUGGGAACGCUUCGUGGAGGACAAGCGGCGGGCAGCACAGCUACAACAGGAUACGAGUAGCGAGAGCAGGCGGCUGUGCGUCAUCUGUACAUGCGAGGAAAGACAGAUCAUAUGCUGGCCUUGUCGAUGCCUCGCAUUAUGCGAUGACUGUCGCGAGAAUCUUGCAUCGCGUGUUGCUCCUUCCAAGCACACUUGCCCUUGCUGCCGUCAACCAGUCGAGGGAUUCAGUCGCAUAUACAUACCCUGA
This is a messenger RNA of Peniophora sp. CBMAI 1063, 2103 nucleotides long. NCBI's taxonomy places the organism in Eukaryota, Fungi, Basidiomycota, Agaricomycetes, Russulales, Peniophoraceae. The record is from the annotation of a GenBank genome assembly.